This is a messenger RNA of Lytechinus variegatus (green sea urchin), 2430 nucleotides long. RefSeq names its product aminopeptidase B-like. Lineage: Eukaryota; Metazoa; Echinodermata; Echinoidea; Temnopleuroida; Toxopneustidae. The transcript has 12 exons. Gene Ontology annotation, biological process: proteolysis. The coding region runs from base 82 to 2001 and encodes 639 amino acids. The record is from RefSeq and is a predicted model, not a curated record. Gene Ontology annotation, molecular function: zinc ion binding; metalloaminopeptidase activity.
UUGCAUGCAAUCUGUGUUUAGCACGCAAGCCAGAUAUCCUCAUCGUUUGCUGUGCAUGUUUUUAUAAACAUUAACAUCAAAAUGAGUGCUCAAACAGAUGAUGUUGAACAACCUGCAAAGAAAACCAAACAACAGCCCUUGCAUUCUGAUACUACAAUAGAUAAUACAACAGCUUCCAACUUUAGGCACAUCAAAGUCGGACAUUUUCACCUGAAAAUCAAGGUAGACUUCUCGAAGAAAGAACUCGCUGUGAAGGAGUUGAUUGAUAUCAAAUGUUUGCAGAAAUGUGAUGAAGUGAUUCUAGACAGCCACGACAGUAUACAGAUUUCGAGCAUCGUCGAGAAGUCUUCCGCCGAUGACAUUGAUCUCCAGUACGAGGUAAAGCCUUUCACCAGCUAUGGAGCUGCUCUUCACAUCUGCCGAGCCUGCAGUGAGGUCGGAGAAGAGUUCCAGAUUGAGGUCACGUACACAGUAGGAAAAGCUCCUGGACUAUGCUGGCUAGACCCUAGUCAGACUGCAGGUAAGUCCAAGCCAUACCUGUACACUCAAGGGCAGGCCGUCUUGAAUAGAUCCUUCUUCCCUUGCAUCGAUACACCAGCAGUCAAAUCAACAUAUUCUGCAUCUGUUCAGGUCCCAUCAGGCUUUGCUGCAGUGAUGAGUGCAGACCAAUGGGGUAAGGACGUCAAUCCAGAUAUCUUCACUUUCCGUAUGAACCACCUCAUCCCUAGCUACCUCGUGGCCUUGGCCGUUGGUGAUAUCGCUUCAGCCCAAAUAGGACCUAGGAGCAAUGUCUGGACAGAACCCUGUCUUCUGGACAAAGCACAGGCAGAGUUCAGCGUGGUCGUGGAAGACUACAUCUCCACCGCAGAACGUCUCUUUGGACCAUACGUGUGGGGGCGCUAUGACAUUCUGGUCAUGCCUCCGUCGUUUCCGUUUGGAGGGAUGGAGAAUCCAUGUUUGACCUUCGUGACCCCGUGCCUCCUUGUUGGUGAUAAAUCGCUCACAGAUGUUGUCAUGCAUGAAAUUGCCCACAGCUGGUUCGGCAACCUGGUGACCAAUGCAACGUGGAGUGAUUUCUUUCUGAACGAGGGCUUCACCAUGUUUGCCCAACGUUGCAUCAUCGAAGAAGUCCUAGGUGAACCGUACAUGUGCCUGGAGGCUGCGACAGGGAGGUCACUAUUGAAGCAACAAAUGACAGAUGCAGGAGAUGAUCAUCCAUUGAACAGAUUGCGUGUUGUAAUCGACAAGGGAAUUGACCCUGAGGAUACAUAUAACGAGGUCCCGUAUGAGAAAGGAUUCGCGUUUGUAAGCUACCUGGCCAGUCUGGUUGGCGGGAGGUCAAAGUUCACAGAUUUUCUCAAGUCAUAUUGUCAACAAUUCAAGUUCAAGAGCAUUGUUGCAGAGGAUCUGUUUGAUGCUUUCCUUGACUUCUACCCUGAGCUUCAAGAACAAAAGAUUAAAGAUAAGGAAGGAUUUGAAUUUGACCAAGUCUGGCUCAACGGCACCACAUGGCCCCCCUAUGUCCCUGACCUGUCGGCCGGCCGGACGUUGAUGGAUCCAGCAGAGGAACUUGCCAGCUACUGGCUCUCGUAUCAUAAAGAGAAAGAUAACAAAGAUCUUUCACUGGACAUCUCAGAGUGGAAGACGUAUCAAGUUCUCCAUUUCAUAGACCAGUUGGUAGAAGCAGAAGAGAGCAUACCUCAUGAAACGCUCCAAGAAUUUGCCAAAACCUACCCUCAGAUACGGGAUACUCACAAUGCUGAGAUUCGAUUAAGAUGGUCACAAGUCACAAUAAGGAGCGACUUUUCAGACGACCUUCCAAAUGUCAAAGCUUUCCUUAUCGCACAAGGCAAGCAGAAGUACACUGUCCCCAUCUAUGGUGCCUUGAUGAAAGGUUCGACAAGAAUGAAAGACUUUGCCGCAGAGAUGGCCGCGCUGACCAAAGACCAACUCCACGUUAAUGUUAGAAAAUAUGUUGAGAAAAUGGUCAGUGUAUCAUAACCACAUGUCUUUUCUGUUCGUAAAUAGGACUUUAUUUUUUUUAUGAUUGAGAAUUAAAUUCUUGUGUUUUGUUCCGAUGAUGGACGUUAAUAUUUUGGUCAGCUUGCAUGGAGAACAAAUUCUCCCUACUGCAGAUCUAAUGGUCAACACUGAAGGGUAAUAUUUUCUAAAUAUCAAAUUGGCAAAGCUGCAUCUAGUUCAUGUUCACAAGUUCCCCCACUCCCACAACAACAAUAACAAAAUCUUUUCAAGCCAUGCCAGUGCAAAUAACAAAUGUUAAUUAACGCUUUAUAUUUAUAAGGAAAGUAUAUGAAACUUGAAUAAUAUUUUGUGAAAUAUGGAAUUUCUUUACACACCCGUGAAAUACUUCUAAUAGAUCAGAAGGCCUGGUUUUGUCUGAGCCCUUGAUGCUGAAUUGUGGUAGAAGUA